Molecule: messenger RNA, 9304 nt
Organism: Clupea harengus (Atlantic herring)
Lineage: Eukaryota; Metazoa; Chordata; Actinopteri; Clupeiformes; Clupeidae
Gene: hivep2b
Product: HIVEP zinc finger 2b
Biological process (GO): regulation of transcription by RNA polymerase II
Cellular component (GO): nucleus
Molecular function (GO): DNA-binding transcription factor activity, RNA polymerase II-specific; RNA polymerase II cis-regulatory region sequence-specific DNA binding
Source: RefSeq, a predicted model, not a curated record
CGGAAUCUCUCCACGGAGACCGCUGCCCUAAUUUAAGCCUGUAUGCGUGCGCGCGGGGACAUUCUACAGCAGUAGUACUCUGCGCUACCCCUCAGAUGAAACAGAGCGAGUCCUUCCUCCCGGUGUUCUGUCAGAAGGGACGGGGAGAUUAUAAACUAGAGACCGCAGCUCAGCUACAACCAUCCUAGUCUAAAUAAUCCCCCCUGAACAGUCGUCGAUGUGGGAUCAGUGUUUCAUUUUCCUUAAACAGCAAGCAGACUUUCCCGCUCAGCGGCGAAAGGCUCUCCGGCGGACAGAAGCCGUGCGCUGACAGCCUGCCGCGCUGAGCUGCACUGCAGAAGAGCCCAAUCGUGGGCUGUUGCAUAAUCCUUCUCUGGGCCCCGCUGCUAUUUUUGUUCCUGGAUACGCGUCUCUGUGAGGUAUUUUCUGUGGUGACUCACUUACAUCAGUGGGUCUUGUGCUGUGCGCGCAGACGGCAAGACAUUCUCUUCACCACGAUCGUUUGGCUUUUUCCCCUUGACCCUGGCGAGAGGUCAGCCGUGUCUACAGGGUGAUAAGGAAUAUAGCGGAAAUCUGGCCAGAUGUGCUGAAUUGGAGGCUGUCUGACUGGCAGCCAGCCAGUUCAAGAGGCGCACCUGACCCCCAUGACUCACCGGUUACCAACACUUUCCUCUUCAUGAGCAGUUCCUUCCCGGUGUUCCGUUCGGGUCCCACACUAGGCUAUAUCAGCUCAUAGUGGGCCACAGAAGAGGACACGGAGAAGAGGACCUAUUCCUACUCCAUAUUAAAAAAAAAUGCCAAACCCUGAAAAUAGCUAAUACCUUUCAGCUCAAUUUUGGCAGCAUUACUGGACAAAAAUGCUGUUAUACUGAGUACACUGGAGAAGAAGUAAUCAAGUAAACAAUAAAAAGGCACAUCCUUCAACCAGGCUGAAUGUGAUGGUCGGAUUUUAGGGGGAGAUUGUUCUUACAUCUCCUUAACCAGAGACAGUGCUUAAGCAAUGUAAAGGACACAGCCUUAACUUAUCAGACGGAAACUGGCACUGAUGUCAUGGAGUCACUUGAGGGCACUGAUAGCUUGAGGUGCUCAAAGGAGACUGCAGAGCAGAACCCCCAAGCCUCAUUUGGAAGCAGAACUCACACCAGUGUAAAUGUAAAAGAAAAGACUCUUCAAUGUGAGGCAGUACAGGGGGGCAGCAUUGUCAAAGGCUCACAGGACACGCCUACCUCUGGAACUUCACCACCACUAGAAAUCCAGCAGUUGCAGGUUCCCAACACUAGUGGCCACUAUCACCCUUCAUCAUCACCCAACACUGGUGACAGUAGUGAUACAGCCUCUUGUGGGGCAACACAGCCAUGGCCUUUUGUGAGACAGACUCAGCCAUUUGCUUCAAGGAACCUCAUGGCUUCUCAACCCGGCGAACAGAAUCGAGUCCAUUUCAGAAAGAAGAUGGCAACUUUCUCAGCCACAUCAAGGCAGCUCUAUCAACUGGGAAUUGGUCAGCUAGCAGAGGGGCUGAACAAAAGGGAGCAAAAACCUGGAAAGAAGCCUGGAAAGUACAUCUGCCACUACUGUGGGAGAGCUUGCGCCAAGCCUAGUGUCCUGAAAAAGCACAUCCGUUCUCACACCGGUGAGAGACCCUACCCAUGUGUCCCAUGUGGGUUCUCCUUUAAGACAAAGAGCAAUUUGUACAAACACAGAAAGUCUCACACACAUGCCGUUAAAGCUGGCUUGCUGGCAUUGUCAGAGAAAGACAUUCAUCCCUCCAGUGUGGAUCAAGAGCUCCUGACAGUGGAAGGGGAGAUGCAGUCGGAUGCUGAACAAACUACAGACACAGACGAGGAAGGCUCUGAAGAUUUGUUUCUGGACUGUGUUAGCUCGUUUGAGGGCUCUGAAGGGAAGUGGACAAAUGAGUCACCUGGCAUACCGUCUGUAAAGGUGACCACGCCAAGUGCCACAAGAAAAGAAAUCAUGUCAGCGUCAGGAAAGGUUUCUCUGUCCCGGUUCAGGGAAAUGAGAGCUUCUCCAUCUAUAACUGAGGUUGAGCAGGCCGUGGAGUCCUGCACCAUCAAACAGAAACUUGCACUCCGUCUUUCAGAGAAAAGGAGCCAAGAGUCUGAGCAUUCUCUGUCCCUCCCCAGCUCCAGUAGUAAGGGGAGCACGGACUCUGGCUAUUUCUCUCGCUCAGACAGUGCAGAGCAGCAAGUCAGUCCACCAUGCACAAAUGUCAAAUCAUACCAAGAGAUAAUGUUUGGGAAGUGUUAUCGACCUUCUCCCAAACCAAGACAAUCAAUCACAGUUCAAACCUGCAUGACUGACACAAAUGACAACAGAACAAGUUUCAUGGUCAAGCCAGGCAAGAGUAAGAUAUCAGAGGAGGGCAUCCAUAUAUCCACAUACAAGAAGGACUUGGCUGGAUUAAUCAAAUUGGAGUCAAAUUGGACUCAUGAAGGUCAUGAAUCUCCCAAAUCAGAUCAAAUGACCACAUCCUAUCAGCUUGAAGCUCCUUCAGAUACUGCAUCCCUUAUACGGAGCAACUCCCUGCCAACGUCAACAGCAACAGAUCUCAGUAUUCCACCAGGACUUCGAAGCAGUAAUUCUUUCGAUGAAAGAAUGACAUCUGAUGAUGGAAUGUAUCCUGGCCAAGGAGGGAUGAGGAGGCUUAUGAGGCAAGCAGCCUUCGAGCUACCCUCACAUGAGAGCCAUGUGGACAGCACAAAAGCAGGGACAGAAAUUUCACCUGAAGCUGAGUAUUUCUUCACGCAUCAUGGCUAUGUAACAGACCCUGCCACAAGAAAACGCAGAAAGCAAAAGGGUGUCAUGGAAGAGGAGGAUUCUUCAAGCCAAUUUGUCAAAUCUGUAGAAAUGGUUGACCUUUCAGCAGAAUGUGAAUCAAAGCAGAAUGUGAGUCAAAGCAAUGUUAUCUCCGUAAUUCAGCACACAAACUCUGCCAGCAGAUUGGGCUCCACAGAAAGACAUAGUGAGAGUGAGUCUCAGCUCCGGGACAAACAAAGUCCUCAAACGAUGGCAGAACAAAGUGAUACAAAACCUAUCAAGAGAGAGACACAGAUGAAUGUUCUCCUAAGGUCUGAAGUUGUAAAUCAAUUCAAGGACAUUAGGUCAGUAUCACAACCAGGUUCUGAAUCACGCAAAUUAACUGGUCAACCUAGUAUCCAGGUUCCUGAAAUUAGGGUGACAGAAGAACCAGAUAGAGCUUCAAAACCUGCUGAGGUCCAGGUCAAGCAUCGUGAAAAGCCUGUAGAGGAGUUCCAGUGGCCACAAAGAAGUGAAACCUUGUCUCAGUUUCCAGUUGAGAAACUACCACCCAAAAAGAAAAGAAUAAGAUUAGCAGAUCUUGAGUAUUCUUCAGGUGACUCAAGUUUUGAGUCUGCCUGUACAAGUCUCUCCAGGAGUCCAAGUCAAGACAGCAACUUGUCUCACAGCUCAAGCUUCUCUUUGUCUCUUGAAAGAGACGAGACCCUUGUUUCAGCACCUGUUACUAAAUUAGAUGAGUAUGGCAAACCUUUGGAGUUGUUGUCGGUGCCAGGGAGUGGACACACUCUCUCUAUACCCAGAGAUAAUCGGCAGAAGGAGAUGAGGCGAUCUGCUUCAGAGCAGGCUCCAUUCAUCUCGGCAGCUGAACUCCCAGAUUUGCGGAGUAAAUCAUUUGACUAUGGAAGUCUCUCCACAUCAUCCAGGUCCAGACAGGGUGAGGCCUAUGCCAGUGCAGGAGGGGUAAAACAACGCAGAAGAGGUUACCUGGUGAGACAGGCAUCAUUAAGUGUUGACCCAGAGACAUCAACACAAGAGAAAUGUGUUGAUAUUUCUGCCAAACAAGACUCAGAGUCCAUGUACCAUAAUUCGACUUCUGUGUCAGACUCCUCUGUAACUAGAUUAAGUAAGAUCACCACAGACAUAGAACACCCAGGCUAUAUUCAAGCUAGCAGCCCAGAAGGAGCAGUUGAGAUGCAGACAGGGGUACCAUCCCCCCAUAAGCAAAUCUUACAUGGCCAUGAGACUGUACCAUACUCUAUGAUUCCAAGAAAUUUGGCCUCAUUCCUGCCAGUGACGUCAGGGCACUUCUGGAAACCUGAUCCCCCCCACGUUCUUCCUUGGCAUCAAUUACAAGAUCUUCAAACCAGACAACUUCACCUGCAGUCAAAAGAGAGUGUUUAUUUGCAAGCUAAAGCUCAAAUGGACUCAAAGUCCCCAACAGAAGAUUUGUCUAAGGAUCUAAAGAGGGUUUCUUCAACCACUCCUGUACCUUCAGAGUCACACCUAGCAUCUGUACCUCCAAACCUUCAAUCCCUCCAGUCACCUUCUGCCUCGUUGGUUCCUGUGAGAAUACAAAUGCAGGUGCCAUCCCACGGCAGCAUUACAUACUCCAGUUUGUCUCAGAUUUUUGACAGCCAAACAAGGAGUAUUUGCUCCACUCCAGUGUUUUGUGGCUCUACCUCUCAGGGCUCUUUAGCCAGUAUUGCUAUGAUGCAAGGGAUUGGGUUUGACAUAACUCAGGUCUCUGGACAACCUAGCAGACUUCUGUACAACCCGGAGCUAUCUCCAGCCAGACUUAAGACAGGCAUACCUCUGUCCUUGACCUCCAAAACUAUCUCAACCACAGAGGCUCCCAGUGGUGGAAGAGUGAAACGGAUGCUUUCUCCUGCCAGCAGUAUGGACCUCUUUGUGGAGUCAAAGCAGCAGAAACGAGUCAAGGAGGAGAAGAUGUAUGGUCAAAUUGUAGCAGAGCUGAGUGCUGUGGAGCUAGGAAAUCCUGACAUGUCACAUCAUAAGGACAUUAAGGAGGAGAUAACACAAAGGGGAAUAUCUCCAUCUUUGUCAGAUAUUUCAAGCUGUUCUAUGUCUGAUGUACAAUCCCACCUGCAAGACAAGCUCAUGGUAUCACCACACAAGCUUCGCUAUCCAUCUGAUGGUGGACCAGAGUCUCCUCAAAAUAUAGAUGUUGAUGAACCUGAACAUGAUUCUAGACCUAUGUCUGAUCCAACACACUCUCUGAGUUUGAGCCAGGAGGUCAGAGAUAUGCAGAAACUGAUUGCCAGUCAUGGAUUUGGUGCUGCUAUGCUACUUUCUGAUUUUGCCAACGCGCAACUCUUCUCAAAGUUUCCAAGUCUUCACACAACAACAUGUGUGAGUUGGUGCUACCUCCAUUCUACCAAGCCAAACUGUGCCCUGGCUGCUCCACUGUUUUCAGUAUAUGCCACAUGGUGCGUUAGAUCCACUGACCCAAACCCACCCAAUCUGGCAACCAAAACAUCUUUGGCUCUUCUUCGCACCAAGCAGAAAAAGCACUCAGACAUUUACACCAUCGCAGCGAUGUAUCAACCUGGAAUACUUGUUUCUUCUCUCCUCUGGAAGCAGAGGUUUGGAGAGUUACCGAGAAAGCCAGACGCCAGAGAGGACGAAAUGAUGACGUAUAAACGAGCUGUGAAGGGCAUCAGAUGUGGUAAUAAAAAUGUGACUGAGGAUCAAAAGGAGAUGGAGACAUCACCAAAACAAUCAGAACCAACCCGUAUCAAAAUAUUUGAGGGAGGUUUUAAGUCCACUGAAGACUAUGUGUAUGUGCGAGGUCGUGGCCGGGGAAAGUAUAUCUGUGAGGAGUGUGGAAUUCGCUGUAAGAAACCCAGCAUGCUGAAGAAACACAUUCGUACUCACACAGACAUCAGACCCUAUGAGUGCAAAUCCUGUCAUUUCGCCUUUAAAACUAAAGGAAACCUCACCAAACACAUGAAGUCCAAAGCACAUAUGAAGAAAUGUCUGGAGCUUGGGGUAUCCUUCACAUCAGUAGACAGUGUAGAUGACACUGACAUUACAGAGGACAUCUUGAGGGGAACAGGAAAAACAAGGUCAUUGGGCGCUUCAAUCAAGCAUCAGUUCUCCGAUGUAGAUGACUCUGAUGGUGCUGAUGAUGAUGGAGAUGAGGUGGACGAAGACGAGGAUGAUGACGACGACGAAGACGGUUCCACUCCGAGGACUCGUUCAAGAAGCACCAGCCCCUUGCCGUGCGCCAUCAACUCCCCGCAUCUUCCCAGCUACCUCUCCCAGCUCCCCAACAUCCAGGUUCACCCCACAGCCUCCAGCAGGGAGAGAGACACCCAGAUCCGACACCAAGGGGAGGCCAGCUCAUGCCUAGCAAGCAGCGAGCUGCAGUCUCACUUGAGUGAGCUGAGGCCUGGAGAUGACGACAGUGUAGCAAUGUCUUUCCGACAUGCCUCCACAUCCUUCCACUCCAGCACCUCAUAUCUCCUGUCAUUACCCCGAGACCCAUCUCUGAUGGCCCAGUGGAGCCCGUCUGUGACACCUCACCGGAGCCCCUCUCCCAGAGGAAGGGGUGACUGUUCGCCACAAGGAGGCCUGUCGCCGAGGGGGGAUUCAGUGUCAUUAAGGGCUGUUUCCCCCAAAAGAGACCUCUGCUUCGGGAGGGACGCAUCGCCACUCCAACACCUCUCUGCUGGACCGCUGUGUAGGGCCCUGUCCCCGGGGCAUGAAGCAGGGGUGAGGCGUGAGCUGUCCCCCCGGGGACGUCAGCGGGGCAUGCUCAGGGCCGUGUCCCCACGCCGGGGAACCCAGCAUAACAGGGCGCCAUGGGAACAGGGAAGAGGCGCGAGACUGGACACAAGCCCUCACAGACGGUCUGCUACACUGCCUUCACAUGCUGGCAUGGAGGCACAUAAACACAACACUCUACAGACCCUACACCUCCUCAGUGGAGACGUAACCAUCAGAGGUCAGCUAUCAGGUGGUCACGCUGAUUUAUUCAGCCACCUACCUCUGCACUCCCAGCAACAGGCCCGGCCUCUGCCCCUGAUGCCUGUAGGGGGCAUUCAGAUGCUGCCUGCCCAAGCCCCUGCUGCUGUGAUGCCUCAACCCUCGGGCUCCUCCCAACAAAGCGGUCCGGUGGAGGAGAGCGGAGCCAGUCCGCCAGGUGCCCUAACAAAGGACCGAGGACUGGAGCCUCCGGCCCAGCAGGGGGCAACAGCCCUCAGCCCUCAGGACUCCGACUGGAGAGAGGCUGCCCCGAGUAGCAGUGAGGCCCAAUCAGAGGAGAGUGUCCAAACCUGCACUGAAGCCAUCGCCUCUCUCAGGAUCACUGCAGGGGAGAAGUCUGCUCAGAGCUGAGCUGCACUGCUGUCACACAGAACAAUCAGAAGGGAGGUAGAGACAGGGAAAGAGGGGAAAGGAAUUUUGAACAAAAUGAAGGGAUAUAUAGACAGGUAGAUAGAUGGAAGGGAAUAGGGAGAAAGGGAGUGGGAAAGAGUGGAAUAAUUUCUUUGAUGGAAUCUUAGGUGCAAUAUGUGGCAAAAAGAAAAAAAAAAUACUUAUGCAAACUACCUUGCUUUUUCUUGCACAUAAUUCAUACAACACAUGCAGUCAUACUCACUUACAGUACAUACACACAUUAACACUCAUACCUACAUUUGAUAAAUCUGUUUGUAAGUCAUUUCAUUGUUGAAAGGCAAUGGCAAUAUUGGGAUUUAAUCAAUUUAAAAGUCCCUACCAGGAGAAAAGGUCCGUAGGUUACUUAAAUCAUAUAAUGUUAGAUUGGAUUCAGUUUUGGUAAAAUUUACAAGAAUGACUGAUGUUUGUGCCUUUGCUAUACUGUUUGCCCUAUACUGUUUAGGGGAAGCGUACCUAUUGAGCACCCAUUAUAUUCCUAACAUAGCUUGGUCAAAAUGGUUCAUCUGAAAAAUAUACCAUUAAAUAACAGUUUUCACUAUUAUAAAUAAAAUGUCUUAGAAAUCCGUGAAGAGGUGGGACUGGGAUGACUGACUUUGGUAUCUUCAAGUCCAACAGUGUCUAUUACCUUUUACAUCCACUACAUUAUUGUUGCCAUCACACUUGUGGGUAGACAGAUUUCUAUCAAUAAUACAGACUCACAAGUAGUCAGGAAUACAAUCUUGAAUAUACGAUUUUAGAAUUUACAGCAUUUAUUUUCAUUUUAAUUAAAAAUCAGUGUGUCGUUGGGUCUGUGGGCUUAAUCAGUAUGCUUCCCCUACAUCAGAGUAUUAAAAAAGAAAUGGUUGUAUACUGUAUUGUGUUGAUGCACUUGAUUAGAAUAGCUUGAGUCUGAGAGACAUGAGGUCUUAAUGCAACUCUGUUUGCACUGGUAGCAUUUUUAAAGAUUUAAGUGAUACAGCUACUAUUGCGGAUUGCUACGUGAUGCAGUUCUUGUUUCAUACUUUACGCUGUACUUUUUCUCAGUGUUGUGCAAGACCCUUUAUUCAAAACUUUAAGUAGGAAAGGAAUCUACAGUAUUUGAGUUUAUUGCUUGGUCUAAAAAAGCAGAUAUUGUAACAUUAUGACAAUGCUUUAUGAAUGAGUUUUUUAUAUCAAUCAACCAGUAUAAUGCUGCUGUUGGUAUUUAUAUUUUGUGUAGCCAGCUUUCAGACUGGGACUUUGAGGGUGAAGUAACCAGCUAAUAUCACACAACUGUCUGAGUGAGAGUUCUAGACCGUUGAUUUAUUUCUUGACUUUUUCAAAUUGAAAGAUGGUGGUCAGUGUCUCUACGCUCAGCUGACCUCAGUCCCUACUGCAACUGGACACACAAGUAGCCAACACCUACCUGAGCAUUACAUCUCUAUGGAAACGGUGUUGUCAUACCUGAUUCAAAUACAUAUAUAACUAUAACAAACAGUAUCUCACAAAAUGAACAUGCAUAAGGUUUUACAGUUGACUAUUCAAAUAUACUACAUGUAUAUGACAUAUGGUCAUAAUAUAGCUCUAAAUUAUUCUCGAUGAAUACUUCAUAAACAACUCAGAUAUGUGUUUUGUAUACGUGUGAUGCUGGGGAAUUUCAUUUAUCAAGGGAUUAACUAAGCACUUUCUCUAUUUUUAUCACUCCUUAAUCACUAAACUGGAUUCUUAGAGUUUAGAGUCAUAUUUCUUAAAUCACUGAAAAUCAUGGAAUUUUAUGAUAUUUAACAUUCCAGUUAGUGUUCAUGUGACAUCCCUUUUGUAUACAUAUGAUGUGGUCUUGAGAUGAUGCAAUCUUCAUGCUUAUGUCAGCUGAUAACUGUACUGUAUUUAUUUGUUUGUUGUCAAGUUUGACACAAGGUACAAGGUGAAAUUACAUAUUUAAUUCCAGGGGGGAAUGUUUUUUAUUGUGAUCUCUUAUAUCCAACUUAAUUAUACAUGUACUGUAAUAAACUGUACUCAUUAAUUGUAUAUGUAUGUAUACAUAUAUAUUUUGGAUGUAUGCAACUUGAUUGUUCAUAAUAUUUGCAUCAUUGUAUUUAAUUAACCGUGUCCUUUUAUUCAACACAUUAAAAAAACACAUGCAUUUAUUCAA